AUGCGGAGGUGGCGUGGCGGCGUGGUGCUAGGUCUUCCUCCACUCACAUCCGUCGCCGCCCCGAGGGCUCCUCCGAGUUCGCACCCACGCCGCCACCCCCAGCACCCUCCCCGACGGCCGCACUGCCUUCCCCGGGCCGUCCUCGAAGCCAAAGCCGCCGGCCCCGGGGACCUCCUGGAUGCCCGCGCCGCCGUCCCCGAAGACCUCCACGACACCCGCGCCGCCGCUCCGGAGCCCUUCCCGAAGCCCGCGCCGCCGCCACCAAUAACCUCCUCGACGUCCGAGCCACCACCCCCAAGGCCAUCUGGACACCUGCGUCGCCGCUGCCCCCCAGCGCCCCCCAGAGGCUCACGCCCCAGUGUCCUCUCCGGCAUCGGCACCCAUGCCGCCACCACCGCACGGGGCCAAGCCGCACCAACCCGCCCGUAUGAUGAGCAUGAUUAUUCAAUUCGUAUAUUCACUGGGCACUCAGCAUCUGUUAUGUCACUUGAUUUCCACCCAAACAAGGAUGACCUCAUUUGUUCUUGUGAUGGGGACAAUGAGAUACGAUUCUGGAGCAUCAAGCAUGGAAAUGUUGUCCGAAUUUUCAAGGGAGGUUCGGCCCAACUGAGAUUCCAACCACGUUAUGGAGGAUAUCUUGCAACAGCUUCAGAUAAUGUAGUCUCUAUCCUGGAUGUGGAGACACAAACUUGCGUGAGGAGAUUUGAGAGCCACACUAAGGGUGUUGAUUCCGUGUUCUGGGAUCCCACUGGCGAAUAUGUGGUGUCUGUCAGUGAAGACAGUGUGAAGGUGUGGUCUUUGAACGAUGAGAGCUUUGUGAAUGAGCUUAACUGCAGUGGGAGAAAGUUCACUUCAUUCUCUGGCAGGGUUUACAAUUUCGGCGAAAUAUCGCCGAAAUUUCCGAAAUAUCGCCUUUUUUGUAGAGUUCCUGUUUCAGCUAUAGAGCUGUACUUGGAUAUUAAGAGCACAAUUGAAGACUAUGUCAGGGUUGGUAACAGACUAUAA
This is a messenger RNA of Miscanthus lutarioriparius, 1005 nucleotides long. Lineage: Eukaryota; Viridiplantae; Streptophyta; Magnoliopsida; Poales; Poaceae. The record is from the annotation of a GenBank genome assembly.